Molecule: messenger RNA, 4079 nt
Organism: Salvelinus namaycush (lake trout)
Lineage: Eukaryota; Metazoa; Chordata; Actinopteri; Salmoniformes; Salmonidae
Exons: 7
Coding region: 17-1672 (551 amino acids)
Biological process (GO): telomere capping; regulation of telomere maintenance via telomere lengthening
Cellular component (GO): shelterin complex
Molecular function (GO): telomeric repeat DNA binding
Source: RefSeq, a predicted model, not a curated record
GAGAUGGCGGAAGCUGAUGUGGAUCUUGAAUCAAGGAGUAGCGUACAGUGCUGAGAAUGUUCCUUGUCUUGUAGCACUAUGGGUUAUUAAUGAGGAGAAGCGGAUCGGAUUACCAAUCUUGAAGAAUCCAUUUGAGAUAUCCAAACUGGUGGAGAAAGUACUUGACAUCUUCCUUUCCUUCUCCUCCCUACGCCUCCUGGCCCCUCCCAUCCGGCUGGUCUCUGCUGCCAUGUGGAAGGUGAUGAAGCAACGCGAUGUGAUGCAUUAUGGGAUGCUGGAGGAGUUUGUGACAUCUUGCUGUGAGACUGUCCCUGGCCUGCUCACAUCUAGACACCAGGCCAAGCUGGCUCUGGGGCUGAGAUCACGGCUGAUCUUAGAGCUGUGCAAUGGCUCAGACCCACCAGAUCCAUCGGUUGUCCUUCCCCAGCUGGAAAGGAUCCGUGCCCCCACCCCGUCCUCUGCCCUGAAAAAGGAUGUGAAGAUUGAAACAGCAGUGACCAACCUCCGGGACCUGGUUGAAAGCUUUCUGAAAGACCCCACAGAGAGAGAACUAUUCUACAAGGUGGAGUUUCCGUCAGAGUAUGGACCUCAGUUUGACCAGGAGCUGGAGAAACUGCUGUGGGAGUUCCUGCUCAGACUGGACCAGCUUCUCCCAGUGCCCAACCUGGCUCAGACGGUGUCGUGGCUCACUGCUGCCCCUCCUGUCCUGGAGGAGUGUGCGCAGGCUGCCUCCCAACCCCAGCUCCUGAGGACCCUGCUCCAGCACCAGAUCUGCCUGGGACACCUGGAUUCUGCAGCUUCUCUCCCUCCGUGUAUGGGCGACUACCUCCUCUCAUCACUGUCUCUCCCUCCCUCUGGAAGAGUGCAGCAAAGCGUCCAAUCAAGAUCUAAACCUGCCUCGGUUUCCACCCCAAGCCCUCUGUCUUUAACCCCAUUAACUGAUUACAGACAGACAAACUUGUCAUCGCCCGUCGCACCUGUGAUUGGUGGGAUUUGCAACGAAGACCUUCCAGCCAUGGCUUCAGCCAAUAAGAGGGCAAGAACUUUCCAGGAAGAUGUUAUUAUCCAAUCGGUUUCAAGAGAUGUGGAGCAGGACGCUGAGUCAACGGAGAGGUCAAAAUAUACAUGGGUCAAAAGCAGAGAAGAGGAAUCCGAAGAGGAUGAGGAGAUCAUGGUCAUGAGAAGAGGGAGGAAGAGGAGAGACAGAGGGAGUAAAAGAGUGCUCAGGAGAGGGCGUGGGGGGGGGGGUGUUAGAGAUGGGGAGAAGGAGGAUACGACGAGCGGUAGAGAUGGAGAGACUGAGAGAGACCUUCUUAGGGACUUUUUGGUCCAGUUGGGGAUCGCAAACCUAAAGGUUCCGGAAGACCAUCGCCUCUAUUCUUACAUCACAUCCUGUCUGCUCAACAAACCCAGGGUGCUCAUCCCCCGACUGACUUCAACAGACAUCACUGCUCUUAUGAGGUCACAACCUCCUUCCUGCAGCAACGGGACACCAACAGCAGGGGAAGGGAGCUCUCCAUGGGGACAGAACAAGAGGCCAAAGUUGCCGGUGAUAACGGCAUGUCGGCUUCCUUCGACCUGGCAACGGAAGUUGAGUGACAGGUCAUUGACCCUAGAUAUGGAGCUUCCAGCAUCAGCUGACAAAGAAUGCCGCUUCGGGAGAAAUCAAUAGGCGAAUAUCACAGCCAAUCACAACACUGGCGGGUAAGUAGUACUGAGAAACACACUCAUUCCACUAUUACUGCAGAUAUAAUAUGGACUUUUUCUGAAAUCCAAAAUAUACAUUUACUGUGAAGUACCAUGAACAUUGCCAAAACACAACACUAUGAGCUCUUCUCAAUUUAGUUAUUUUAACUACCAGUUAAUCCAAUACCAAAAACUGCAAGACACAUGUUUCAAAAUUGACCUUUGAAUGUAAUAUGCUACAAGUGUGAUUGAAGACAUCUUUCACGACCGUUGAUGAAAAAACCGGAUGUAUUGUUCAGAUAUCAUUACAACAUAGGUGUACAACAGCGCUAAUGUCAACAAAAUGCAUGUUGAGCUUUACUGGCUUGAAGUAGAGGAGCGAUUUUCUGCACCAUUUCUCGUUUUGUUCAAAAUAUUCAUGUGUUGAACUCCAAACUCUGUCCAUUCAAUCAACUAACACACAGGUCUGACAAACAUUCAUAUUCCACAAGACAUUCAACCAGAGCUCUCUUCACUGUCUAAAGCCAAAACGAACUCAAGGCGAUGCCCAGUAGUACUGUAUAUAGAGCCAUGAUAGUGUGGAACUCCCUGCCGUCUCUAAUCACUCAAGCAAGCUGCAAAAUUAGCCUAAAAAAAAAUGAAUAAAACUGCACAUUGCCUCUGACCUAAAUAGCUGGUAGCAUCUCCCUUCCGAGCACUUCUGGUGCUUGGGUUAAAGAUAAAGAUGUGCCCUUGUCAUUAGGAUAUCGGGACCUGCUUAGAGAAAGCAAUGGUAAGCAAAGCCUCAGAGUAAGGACUUCAGUUUCCUCUAUUACCGCAGGGUCGGUAUGGGGACUUGUUCUCUUUACACUUUUAUAUAAAUAAUAUUGGUCUAUGUAUUAAAUCCUGUCAUAUUCAUCUGAGUGCAGACGAUACGGUUAUGUAUGCCAUUGCACUGACUUGUAUCAAGCUAUGAUAGAGCUGCAAUCUGAUUUUGUUGCAUUACAGAAAGCCCUUGUUGAUUUAAAACUUGGACUUAAUGCGGACCAAAUGAAAUAUGGUCUCUAAUUCACUGAAACAUUUCUGGUCUACAUAUUCACUCUUUGGAUGGUUCUAUCUAUAAAUACCUGGGCGUCUGGAUUGAUAAAUAUCUAACGUUUAAAAACAAAAACAAAAAACGUACAGAUGAGCUACUUAAAGAGCUGAGAUUUAAAUGGGCUUUUUAGAAAUAGAUCGUGCCUCUCCAUGAACAGCAGGAAGCAUUAUUGUACAGUCAUCUUCUCUGCCAGUUCUUGACUACGGUGACACCAUUUACCAGAAUGCAGCAGCCACUACUCUUAAACCAUCGAAUGCCGUCUACCAUAGCGCCCUUCGCUUUAUUACAGGUGAGUUUUUUUUUUUUUAUACUCAUCAAUGCAUCCUGUGUCAGAAGGUCGGCAGGACCAAACUGAAAUCCCGUAGAUCACUUCAUUACUCUAUCCUUGUUUACAAAGCUCUGCUCCACCCGCUUCUAAAAUAUCUCACUUCCUAGUGUAAAUAUGAGAUACCAAACCCGUUCGCAGGGUUGGUUAAUUCUUUGAUGUCCCACUUGUCUCCACAAAUGUAUUUUUUUGUAUUUCACCAAAUUUUUCUCCAAAUUUCAAUUCUGGUCACGGCCGGUUGUGUGAGAACCUGGGAUCGAUAGGGCAGUUUAAAACUGUUGUUAAAUGAGUUUACAAAGUGUGCAAUUUGUUUUAAUUGACUAUUAUAACUUGUUAAAUUAGCCUGAUGUAAUGUGUUGUUUUGAUUAUAUUUUUGUCCUCAGGGCACAAUUGCAAAUGAGACACUAGUCUCAAUUGGGCUCCCCUGAAUAAAUCCAAGUACUUAUUUUAAUGUAUUAUUUUCUCCAUGCUCCGUAUGAUAUGAUACUCUUCUCACUGACUAGGUGAUGUUGUGAGAAUCUAUCAGCUUGUUUAAAGAACAUUGGUGCAGUGACGGAAUACCAGGGCCUGCCUGGUAGAGCAUAGUAUUAUUGAUGUAUGGACAGAAUACCAGGGCCUGCCUGGUAGAGCAUAGUAUUAUUGAUGUAUGGACAGAAUACCAGGGCCUGCCUGGUAGAGCAUAGUAUUAUUGAUGUAUGGACAGAAUACCAGGGCCUGCCUGGUAGAGCAUAGUAUUAUUGAUGUAUGGACAGAAUACCAGGGCCUGCCUGGUAGAGCAUAGUAUUAUUGAUGUAUGGACAGAAUACCAGGGCCUGCCUGGUAGAGCAUAGUAUUAUUGAUGUAUGGACAGAAUACCAGGGCCUGCCUGGUAGAGCAUAGUAUUAUUGAUGUAUGGACAGAAUACCAGGGCCUGCCUGGUAGAGCUUAGUAUUAUUGAUGUAUGGAAUGUUAGUUCGGCUGAACUAUAUAAAAGUGUGUUCUUAUUUCCAUUUA